Molecule: messenger RNA, 3332 nt
Organism: Syngnathus typhle (broad-nosed pipefish)
Lineage: Eukaryota; Metazoa; Chordata; Actinopteri; Syngnathiformes; Syngnathidae
Gene: mtss1la
Product: MTSS I-BAR domain containing 2a
Exons: 15
Coding region: 465-2774 (769 amino acids)
Biological process (GO): plasma membrane organization; cell projection assembly
Cellular component (GO): actin cytoskeleton; cytoplasmic side of plasma membrane
Molecular function (GO): actin binding; phospholipid binding
Source: RefSeq, a predicted model, not a curated record
AUGCAAGAAAAAAAAGAAGAAAAAAGCCUCGACCCGCCCCCUUUUCAUUCCCAUGGAUCGUGUUACUAGAGGCUCCUCGACAUCUGCUGCACCAGCUAACAACAGUGCGCGCUCCCGCGUCUCGAACCCGCGCCUCCGGCACCUUCUGCCCUCUUCACAGGACCACUGAGCUCUAUUUUGUGUGUGUGCGAGAGAUCAUGUGGCGCUCCUGUGCAUGUGCCCUACACGUUUCCCAGCUUUAGCUCUCCUUGCUGACGGAAGACGCGCCUCCAUCCAGUAGUCUGGUGCGCCUGACCGAACCCGAGACCGGUGCCUUGGAACGGAACACCAAGUGCUGCUGGCUGCAGGUUUUGCCGGUUUGCGUCCUCUGUUUGGUGGGCAACUAAAGACGGAUGCGCGCAGCAGAGGUGUCUGAUGUUUGAAAAGGCUGUCGAUAGUAUUUUUUUAUUUUAAUUUCUGAAAGCAUGGAGUCUGCGGAGAAGGAGUGUGGGGCGUUGGGUGGUUUGUUCCAGGCUAUUGUCAACGACAUGAAGAGCUCGUACCCAGUGUGGGAAGACUUUAGUGCCAAGGCUACAAAACUGCAUUCUCAACUCAGGACAACAAUUCUGGCAGCUGUGGCCUUUUUAGAUGCUUUUCAGAAAGUGGCGGACAUGGCUACCAACUCAAGAGGUGCCACCAGGGAUAUUGGCUCUGCUUUGACCAGGAUGUGCAUGCGACACCGCAGCAUUGAGGCCAAAUUACGCCACUUUACUAAUUCUCUAAUGGAAGGCCUGGUCACGCCACUUCAGGACAGAAUAGAAGAAUGGAAGAAGACUGCCAAUCAGAUGGACAAGGACCAUGCCAAAGAAUACAAGCGGUCUCGCCAAGAAAUCAAACGGAAGUCAUUAGAUACCAUCAAACUUCAGAAAAAGGCAAGAAAAGGGCGAGGAAACCUGCGCCCACAGCUCGACAGCGCCAUGCAGGAUGUCAGCGACCUCUACUUGCUGAUGGAAGAGACGGAGAAGCAGGCUGUGCGCAGAGCACUUUUGGAAGAGAGAGGGCGCUAUUGUGCCUUCAUUAACUUGCUGCAGCCUGUCGUGAAUGUUGAGAUUGCCAUGUUGGGUGAGACGACACACUUACAAGCCAUCGUUGAUGACCUUACACUGCUAACUGAAGACCCGCACAAACUUCCUGCAGCCAGUGAGCAGGUGAUCCGGGACCUCAAAGGUUCUGAUUUUACCUGGUCCUAUCAAACACCUCCUUCCUCCCCCAGCAGUGUCAGCUCCAGGAAGAGCAGCAUGUGCAGUCUCCUCCAGAUGCCCUCAGCAGGGGCCCAUCGACUCAGCAGCGUCUCCUCUCAUGACUCAGGAUUUGUCUCCCAGGAUGCCAACACCCACUCUAUGCCUCCUUCUCCCAUGCCCUCUGACAUCACCAGCCAGAAAUCAACAAGCUCAGCCUCCUCUGAGGCUUCAGAAACCUGCCAGUCUGUCAGCGAGUGCAACUCCCCCACUGCGUUUGGCUCAUGCUCAUCCUUCGGCACCUUCCGCCCUGCUUUCUCUCACACUGGCACCAUCAGGCCUCUGUCUGUCAUACUUCCUGCGUCCCCCACAUCUAACCACUCCCCCGGAUCCAACACCCAUUCACCCACAUCAAAGAUUCCUAGCUGGAAGGAAUGGGCCAAAUCAAACCAGUGUGAGCCAUCAUUUGUCAGCACUUUGCAGCGAAGAAGAGAGUCUCUUGAUAAAAUAAGAGACACGGAAGCUCCGCCCAGUCCAAAGGGGCAUUCUGGGAUCCAAGGAGAGGAUGCACACCGAGCAAGAAUUGGCCCAGGAAUGAUAACAGCUAAGCAUGGGGAGCCUUUGUCACCAGCAGCUACUACUCUGGCAAUGGUACUGACCAGAGGCCUAAGCAUGGAACAGCAGAAAAGCAGCAGAGACUCACUGCAAUAUUCCAGUGGCUACAGCACACAGACCAACACUCCCUCGUGCUCUGAGGACACAAUCCCCUCACAAGGUUCCGAUUAUGAGUGCUACUCUCUUAAUGGGGACGCUGACACUGAGGCACAAAGAGAGUUUGACAAGUCUUCCACCAUCCCGCGCCACAGUAAUAUCGCCCAAAGCUACCGCCGCAUGAUUCAAACCAAAAGGCCCGCCAGCACAGCAGGCCUUCCCGCAGGAAAGAGCCUACAGGGUGCUUCCAACGGUGCCGGGGUUGGCUCUGGAACAGCGACUAUUCGGCGGACACCAUCCUCCAAGACUGGGGUGAGACGCACACCUUCCACAUCUGGCCCCAUUCCAAUACGACCUCCCAUUGUGCCAGUGAAAACCCCCACUGUGCCUGACUCGACGGGGUACGCCAUCCCAUCCCAGCAUGGCGCAAGUAGUGAGGAGAUACUCUACGCAGAUGAUCCAUAUGCUUGUGAAUACAUGAAGUUUUCUCCUCAGCAAAGGAGGCUCUCUGAUAAAGUGUGGGCUUGUGAAAGUGCAGACAGGACUUCUUACACCCAACAGGCCCAAGGCAUGGCCGCCCAUAAUGCUGAGGAGGACUCAAUGCUGGCCGCCAAUCGCCAUAGUCUGGUGGAGAAGAUAGGAGAGCUAGCGGCCAGCGCCCAUGCGCUCGGCGAGGGUCAGUUCCCCUUUCCCAGCUCGUCAUUAGCGGAUUCAAAUCAGUGUGAACUCCAGGAACCAUCCUCUGAGGCCCAAGGAGGUGUGGACAUGUUGGUUACUAUACGUCGGGGUGUCAAGCUGCGCAAGACAGUCACUGAUGAUAGGUCAGCCCCAAGGAUCCUGCGGUAGCUAAAGAAAGAGUUAUUCAGAAGAAAUAAAACAGCACUCAUGUAAUACACAAAUUAAGGCAAAAAAUACAGGGGGUGGAAUAUGCGAGUGAGGAUCAUUUACAAUGACUGAGUCUUCAUCAUCAAUCAUUUCAUGUCAUGUGCGUGUUACGUACAUAUAAAAAGUAGUCGCUAUAUUUUUGUUUGAUUUGUUAUUUGACUCUGCUCCCCCCUUUCCCUCUUCCACUUUUUUUCCCCUCAUGCUUUGUUUAUCACAAAUCUUUACUGAAGCAUGAAAGCUCUGUGUCUCUGUUUCCUCUUGCUUUUAUGAUUAAUCUAAAAUUCUUUUCUUCUGCAACAAUGCACCCGUCAUUGGAAAGUGAUGGUUGAAGGGCUCUGUGAGCCUCUCCGUGUGUCGUGUUUCCCAUCUUUACUGUACAAGCACUAAUAUUACUGUUAUGUUUCAUAAGCUGAGCAGCAGCUGUGUGAUUCAUGUAUGGUAGGAGCAAUAUGACAGCAUUUUUAUCGCUGUACUGUACUGUCAAUAUAUUCUGCUAUUAAACAAGCCUUUUGCUGUUAA